AUGUUAAAGAGAAAUUAUACAACAGUCACAGAGUUUAUUUUCCUGGGACUGACAGAUCGAGCAGAGCUUCAGCCUGUGCUCUUUGUGGUAUUCCUACUCAUCUACCUCUGUGGACCCAAUGAGAUCAAUCACUUCUACUGUGCAGACCCACCACUCAUGGUCCUUGCUUGCUCAGAUACCUAUGUGAAAAAAACUGCCAUGUUUGUGGUGGCAGGAUCCAACCUCACCUGUUCCCUCACCAUCAUUCUCAUCUCCUACAUUUUCAUCUUUGCAGCCAUUCUGCGAAUGCGUUCUGCAGAGGGGAGGCGCAAGGCCUUCUCUACUUGUGGGUCCCACCUGACGGCUGUUACCAUCUUUUAUGGAACAUUGUUCUGCAUGCACCUGAGGCCCCCCUCUGAGACAUCUGUAGAACAAGGGAAAAUUGUGGCUGUCUUUUAUAUCUUUGUAAGUCCUAUGUUAAACCCAUUCAUCUAUAGUCUGAGGAAUAAAGAUGUUAAAAAUGCAAUAAGGAAAGUUAUCCAGAAAUGA
Messenger RNA from Mastomys coucha (southern multimammate mouse), 528 nucleotides. Its product is annotated as olfactory receptor 1030-like. Gene Ontology annotation, molecular function: olfactory receptor activity; odorant binding. Gene Ontology annotation, biological process: sensory perception of smell; G protein-coupled receptor signaling pathway. Lineage: Eukaryota; Metazoa; Chordata; Mammalia; Rodentia; Muridae. Bases 1 to 528 code for a protein of 175 amino acids. The record is from RefSeq and is a predicted model, not a curated record. Gene Ontology annotation, cellular component: membrane. The transcript has 2 exons.